Molecule: messenger RNA, 4293 nt
Organism: Hyla sarda
Lineage: Eukaryota; Metazoa; Chordata; Amphibia; Anura; Hylidae
Product: zinc finger protein 665-like
Exons: 10
Biological process (GO): regulation of transcription by RNA polymerase II
Molecular function (GO): DNA-binding transcription factor activity, RNA polymerase II-specific; RNA polymerase II cis-regulatory region sequence-specific DNA binding
Source: RefSeq, a predicted model, not a curated record
UGACGUAACACACCGGCUGAGGAGAAGCUGUCUCCAACCUCAGACCGUGUAUAGGAUAACGGUGCCCUGGCGUCACAAAGUGAUAAGGUGAGGUUUCCAGAACUGACCCCAUUAGGACAUCGCUGUCUAUUAUUUAGUGGAGGACAUAGAGGGUCUGUACCAGGACAUAGUCAUGAUGGAGGAUCACCGGCCCCUUACAUCACAAGAUAGAAAUCCACCCGAGAGGUGUCCCCGUCCUCUGUAUUCCCAGGACUGUCCAGAGGGAAACGUUCCAGAGAACCAUCAGGUUGAAGAUCAGAUUAAUAUUAAGGUUGAGGUUAAAGAUGAACCAGAAGAGGAGACGGAUAUCUGGGCUGAUCCCGCGUCUACGAGGGAAGUGAAGGAGGAAAUUCCAGGAGGUGUUACCCCAGAUGGAGUCAUUGAUAGAAAUCCACCCGAGAGGUGUCCCCGCCCUCUGUAUUCCCAGGACUGUCCAAAGGGAAAUGUCCCAGAGAAGCAUCAGGUUGAAGAUCAGAUUAAUAUUAAGGUUGAGGUUAAAGAUGAACCAGAAGAUGAGACGGCUUGUUGGUCCAAUCACCCGUGUAUGAGGGAAGUGAAGGAGAAAAUUCCAGGAGGUGUUACCUCAGAUGGAGUCAUUGAUAGAAAUCCACCCGAGAGGUGUCCCCGCCCUCUGUAUUCCCAGGACUGUCCAGAGGGAAAUGUCCCAGAGAACCAUCAGGUUGAAGAUCAGAUUAAUAUUAAGGUUGAGGUUAAAGAUGAACCAGAAGAGGAGACGGAUUUCUGGGCCGAUCACCCGUGUAUGAGGGAAGUGAAGGAGGAAAUUUCAGGAGGUGUUACCUCAGAAAAUCCCAGUAAGAAUUCUGAGGGAAACUUCAUGUUAUCCCUGAAUGAUAAAGGAGAAGAUGAAGAUAUGAUGGAGCGCUCCUCAGGAGAAGACCUCCUUACCCCUAAUGUCCAUCCAGAUCUAUCCUGUAAUAAUCCACCUGAUCAUGAGGAACCUUCUCCUGACCAACCACACAUUGUUACCACAAGGACAGAGCAGGAACAUGGGAAAGGUUUAUAUUGUGAGGAAUGUGGGAAAGAGUUUACAAAAAGAUCAGAAUUUAUUAGACACAGAAAAAGUCAUAUAGGAAAGAAGCAGUAUGUGUAUUCAGAAUGUGGGAAUCACUGUAAAAGUCAAUCAGAUCUUGUUAAACAUGAGAUAAUUCACAUGGGAGAGAAACCAUAUUUAUGUGGUAAAUGUUUUAAACGAAAAUCACAUCUUUCAGAACAUGAGAGAAUUCACACAGAAGUGAAGCCAUAUUCAUGUUCAGAAUGUGGUAAAUGUUUUAAACAAAAUUCACAGCUUUCAGGACAUAAGAGAGUUCACACAGGAGAGAAGCCAUAUUCAUGUUCAGAAUGUGGUAAAUGUUUUAAACAUAAAUCACAUCUUUCAAAACAUGAGAGAAUUCACACAGAAGUGAAGCCUUAUUCAUGUUCAGAAUGUGGUAAAUGUUUUAACAGUAAAGCACAGCGUGUUAUACAUGAGAGAAUUCACACAGGAGAGAAGCCAUAUUCAUGUUCAGAAUGUGGUAAAUGUUUUAAGAGUAAAUCACAGCUUGUUAAACACGAGAGAAUUCACACAGGAGAAAAGCCGUAUUUAUGUUCAGAAUGUGGUAAAUGUUUUAAACGAAACUCACAUCUUUCAACACAUGAGAGAAUUCACACAGAAGUGAAGCCUUAUUCAUGUUCAGAAUGUUGUAAGUGUUUUACCAGUAAAUCACAGCUUGUUAGACAUGAGAGAAUUCACACAGGAGAGAAACCAUAUUCAUGUUCAGAAUGUGGUAAAUGUUUUACACGAAAAUCACAACUUUCAGAACAUGAGAGAAUUCACACAGAAGUGAAGCCAUAUUCAUGUUCAGAAUGUGGUAAAUGUUUUAACAGUAAAUCACAGCUUGUUAUACAUGAGAUAAUUCACACAGGAGAGAAAUCAUCUUCAUUUUCAGAAUGUGGUAAAUGUUUUAAACAAAAUUCACAUCUUUCAGAACAUGAGAGAAUUCACACAGAAGUGAAGCCAUAUUCAUGUUCAGAAUGUGGUAAAUGUUUUAAACGAAAAUCAAAUCUUUCAGAACAUGAGAGAAUUCACACAGAAGUGAAGCCAUAUUCAUGUUCAGAGUGUGGUAAAUGUUUUAAACGGAAAUCAAGUCUUUCAGAACAUGAGAGAAUUCACACAGGAGUGAAGCCAUAUUCAUGUUCAGAAUGUGGUAAAUGUUUUACCAGUAAAUCACAGCGUGUUAUACAUGAGAGAAUUCACACAGGAGAGAAGCCAUAUUCAUGCUCAGAAUGUGGUAAAUGUUUUAUAUGUAAGUCAAAACUUGUUAUACAUGAGAGAAUUCACACAGAAAAGAAGUCUUCUUCAUGUUCAGAAUGUGGUGAAUGUUUAGAACAAAAUUUACAUCUUUCAGAACAUAAGAGAAUUCACACAGGAGAGAAGCCAUAUUCAUGCUGAGAAUGUGGGAAAUCUUUUAUAAGUAAGUCAAACCUUGUUAAACAUGAGAGAAUUCACACAGAAGUGAAGCCAUAUUCAUGUUCAAAAUGUGGUAAAUGUUUUAAACUAAAAUCACAACUUUCAGAACAUGAGAGAAUUCACACAAAAAUAAAGCCAUAUUCAUGUUCAGAAUGUGGUAAAUGUUUUAACAGUAAAUCACAGCUUGUUAUACAUGAGAAUUCACAGAGGAGAGAAGCCACAUUCAUGUUCAGAAUGUGGGAAAUGGUUUAAAUAUAAAUCAUAUCUUGUUAUACAUGAGAGAACUCACACAGUAGAGAAGCCAUAUUCCUAUUCAGAAUGUUGUAAAUGUUUUAUGUUUCACAAUGUUUUUAUUGAAUUUUAUAAACAUAAGAAAUGUAACAUAUAACAUAUUAUGACAUCAGAUGUGUCAGAGUUUACAUAUUCUGAAUUCUACCAAAUACCAGACAACUGCCUGAUGCAGCAAUUUAGAUUGAUUUUGUAGAAGUUAUGGAGACUCACUAUUUUAUUGUUUUAUUGUUUUCCUUCCUAUUGUUAUUAUCUUACUCUCAAAUUUCAAUGAAGGUCCCUUUGGACCUAAUAAAUCCUUUGUGAAUAUGCAUAACACUGUAAAUGUUUUAUGAGUAAGUUAAAACUUUCUGGACAUGAGAGAAGUCACACUGGAGACUGAUAGAUAAAAUAUAAAUGAUAAAAAUAUAAUAAUAUGGAGAAUGGAAAUCUGAGAUCUCAGGUAACAGUAAAAUGUGAUGUUUCUAAGUUCUGUUGUGAGAAUUAACCCUCGAAUAAACUUCAUAAUGAAACCUAAGCAGAAGCUAAAGCCAACAUCAUCUCUUGGUCAUCAGCACCUGGGGUCAUGUGACCUUUGUAGGUAAAUAACGGUAAUGAGAAGUAAUAUGUAAUGCUAUUGUGUAUCAUUUAGUAGUGACUUGUAGCUCUACACUACAGUAUGAUUGGAUGAUUUCUAUGGAUGAUAAUGAUUGGUGAUUACUAUGUAUUACCUCGGCCUCAUUUCCAUUAGAAAUAUUACUGAUUGUAUCUCAUGUGUCACUUCUGUCCUAUCAGGAUCAGGACACUUCUGUGUUGUCACCAAGAACCCUUAGGCUGGGGUCACACACAGGAUUUUGGUCAUAUUGGGGGAGAUUUAUCAUUGUCCAUUUUUGUGUGGGUUUUCUUUUGUGCUGUUUUUGCUGUUGUAAGCCGAAUUUAUCAAAAAGGCGCAAGGACUUUAAAUUCAUCUCAGCCGCCAAAUUAGAAGGUUCCUUUUUUUUUAAUUAUUAUUUUAUUUCCAUUUUCAAAAUUACAAACAACAUACAUAUCCACAAAACAUUACAAUAAACCCCUCCCUCCCCUAGCCUGGCACAACCCUAUCUUCUUAUACUCAUCCGCUCUUCCAUAACGCCCAGUUUUUUUCCAUUUCUUCCUUUUUCUUAUCACUAUAGUAAAAUUCCUCAAAUUUCUUAACUUUCCGCACCAACUUAACCCAUUCUUUCCUUUCUGGUGUUACACAUGAAAUCCAUUUUCUCAAAAUAUUAAUCUUGGCUAAACACAGUAACUUCAGGAUGAAUUCUUUAUAUUUUACAUUCCCAAUGUUUAAAUACAUAUUUUUUAUUUUUGAGCAAUCCCAUAACACGUGUUCGACAGUUCGAUUGCAGCCUAACCCCACCCCCAGUCACGCUCGGGGUAGAAUUGCAGAGUUCCCGGCCGGGCUGCACGAUAUAUCGCAAAAGCAAUGCGAUAUAGCGAUGCGGCCCCCCCCCCCCCGGGAAAACAUGCGAUGAUCUGCUCUG